Molecule: messenger RNA, 2264 nt
Organism: Cheilinus undulatus (humphead wrasse)
Lineage: Eukaryota; Metazoa; Chordata; Actinopteri; Labriformes; Labridae
Product: ras-related protein Rab-11B-like
Exons: 5
Coding region: 93-746 (217 amino acids)
Biological process (GO): constitutive secretory pathway; regulated exocytosis
Cellular component (GO): recycling endosome
Molecular function (GO): GTP binding; GTPase activity
Source: RefSeq, a predicted model, not a curated record
UGAAGGCGGUGCCUACUAGCUGCCGGUGGGAAGGGUUGUUGUUGUUUGUGAGGGUUGAAGUUCUUGAAAAGUGUAAAAACUCUUCUUCUAAAAUGGGAACCCGAGACGACGAGUAUGACUACUUAUUUAAAGUUGUACUUAUUGGAGACUCUGGAGUAGGGAAGAGUAACCUGCUGUCUCGUUUUACAAGAAAUGAGUUCAACCUAGAAAGCAAGAGCACCAUUGGGGUGGAGUUUGCUACCCGAAGCAUUCAGGUGGAUGGCAAGACCAUAAAGGCACAGAUUUGGGACACAGCUGGCCAGGAGCGAUACAGAGCCAUCACCUCAGCGUAUUACCGUGGUGCGGUUGGUGCUCUCCUAGUUUACGACAUUGCCAAGCACCUGACCUACGAAAAUGUUGAACGCUGGCUGAAAGAGCUCAGGGACCAUGCUGACAACAACAUUGUGAUCAUGCUGGUUGGAAACAAGAGUGACCUCCGCCACCUCAGGGCAGUGCCCACUGAUGAGGCUCGAGCUUUUGCAGAAAAGAACACUCUCUCAUUUAUUGAAACCUCUGCCUUGGACUCCACCAAUGUAGAAGAAGCCUUUAAAAACAUUCUCACAGAAAUCUAUCGUAUUGUAUCUCAGAAGCAAAUAUCAGACAGAUCUGCACACGAUGAGUCUCCAGGAAACAACGUAGUGGACAUAAGCCUCCCCCCAACCACGGAUGGGCAGAAGGGCAAACUCCCUUGCUGCCAAAGCAUGUGACGCUCUUAUUUUCUUUUCCUGUUUGACUUUCUGUCCGUUUUUCCUCUCUUCACCUCUGGUUCUCUUCAGCUGUCAUGCAGCUGUCGUCAUGAGACCCUCGUGGGUUCUGAAGUCUCUGACACCAAGACUCUGGUCUUUGACAUUCCUUUUUGCUGUUUUUCUAUUGUUUUUCUUUCAUGUUCAUUUGUCUUCCUCUGAUUUCAGAGGAGCCCAUGUUUAAAGAAAAAAAUGUAAGGGCCUCAUAAUGUCUUUGAGAGAAAGAGAGUUUUUGCUGUUAUGAAGUUAAUUUUAAAGCCGUGGUGAACUACGAUGUCUUUUAAAGUAAGUCAACUUGAUGGUCCUUUUGACCCACUCCUGCUGAGGGAAUGGUGAGGGAUCAGUAGGCCUGUGUAUCAGUACUUCAAGCGGUUUCUACUUGUCUCCUUUUUCAGCUUCAAUGAUACAGACUUUUUUCAUGAUGUGCUACAGCAGAAUCCCAAUUUCAUGUCUGGUCGACCUGAUUCUGUCUAUCAUGCAAUACGGGUGAAGAGGGGGAGAUGAGAAGGCACCACUUGGGUAUUGAUGUGUACUCUUGUCUGGGGUUUCUAUUUGCCUCCUUAAUUUUAAUUUUCCUCUUUGAGCCCUGUGCCCACUGUGGCAUGAAAUUAGCAUGAGCCAGGGACCAGACUGGCUGUGACUGUCUGACUUAAUAUGGGCAAGCGGGAAACAAAUGAAGAGUUUUAUGGUGUGUCUGACUGUGUGUGUGUGAGACUGUGUGUGACAGUUUGUGACUGUGUGUGUGUCAAUCUUAGUGCACAAAAAUACCAAAGGAGACAGAUGCAAUCGUUAUCAGUUUAGGUAUUCUUACGUAGGCAUGUACAAGGCUGCUAAGAUUGCAUUUCAUUGCUGUAUUUGGAAAACCAAUUAGGGCUGUUUACAAAAAAAAUCAAUGCUAUACAUAUAAAGUAAUGUUUUGAUCUUUGUGUGAUUUGUUUUUGUGAAAUAUUAGUAAAAGCCUGGAUCAAGCCAUGUGCUCCUCACUUUAAGCAUGCUUUUGAUUUCUUUUCUUUUUUGCACUUAGGUCCAGAAAUUUCAAUGGAACAAAUCAAACUAUAUCACAAAAAUAUACUCAAGAUCUUUAUCAAUUAACAUUUCCAUUUGCUUCCGAAAAAUGUAUGUAGUAUGGCUCUUUUUUGUCUGAAACAACAGUUUCCUCAUGUACUCAAACAACCUGUUUGAAUUGUUUGAAUGUGAUAUCAGUUAAAGGGAAAUUGAUAAAGAUGUUUGUAAUCUUACUGGUUUGCUUUUCAUUUUGCAAAAACACUCCAGAUACAUUAAUGUUUGGCAUUUCACAGAGGAGAACUACAGAUGCAAACUGUUGAUGAAUUUGACUGAAAUCCUUUUGAUUUAUCUGUUAAAGAUGCUUUCAUGUGUGAUUGACUCAAAACUUCUCAAAUAUUUCACAAAAAUAGUAAAGAAAUUUACUUUGUUUUUGCAUUACACCAAAAUACUGAACUAAAAUAAAGGACAUCUACUCGA